Ostreobium quekettii is the source of this 2175-nucleotide messenger RNA. Lineage: Eukaryota; Viridiplantae; Chlorophyta; Ulvophyceae; Bryopsidales; Ostreobiaceae. The record is from the annotation of a GenBank genome assembly.
AUGGGCCUGAGAUCGCUGCUGAAGCGCAAGAAGAAGACCAAGGGGGGCGCGACGGUGUCCGAGGACGACGUCUACCUGUCGGACGCCUCCAGCGCUGAUGAGGCGAAGCCGGCGAACCACAACGGCGGGACAGCCGAGGCCGAGAGGCUGGAGCCCGUCCGGGAGGACGCGGUACCGGACGCGGACAUCCCGCCCGGUGUUCCGGACGGCCCAGCGAAGGUCGCCGAGGGCGGCGUGGCGGCGAUGGGCGGAGAUUCGGUCGACGUCUCGGCGCCCGGGGCGCCCGCGGCGCCCGCGGCACCCGCGAGGGCAACGAUCACCCCGCCGGAGGUGAAGAAUUCAAGGGAUGGAGCGGAGGCGGGUGACAAGGGCGGUGACGCGGCGGGAGCCGGACCCGCCCCCGCCCAGGAAAAGGCCAAGGUGGAUCCGCCAGCCAUGGUCGUGGAUGCCCUGCACGUGCUCUACGCCGCUGGCGCCGUGUACCUGCUAUUCGUCUUGGGCGUCGUCGCGUUCUUCGGCGUUGGCGUGUGGGAGACCGUCUUCUACACGCUGCUGGCCACACCCCUGGGCCUGGGAUACAGCUGGAUCCGGGAGGAGAAUAAGAGGCGGAAGGAGGAGUUCGCUCAGAUGUUGAGGUGCACACCAGGAACCAAGGGCCUGGCUACUAUGUUGGGCCAGCAGCCGACGUGGCUGCAGUACACGGACAAGGAGAAAGUGGUCUUUCUCAACAAAUUUCUGGAGCAGGCAUGGCCCUUUUAUGACAAAGCAGUCUGCACAACUAUCAAGGAAGUCGUGGAGCCCAUCAUGAAUGAUUUCAAGCCAGUUGGAUUCAACAGAAUUGGAUUCAAGAGCAUCACAUUUGGGGAUGUGCCAAUACGAAUUGAAGGUGUCCGCGUUGACACGACAGAGGGCGACGAUCGAUCCAUAAUCAUGGACCUCGAUGUCCGCUGGUGUGGCGAUGCGAGCAUCGUGCUGGCUAUUGAACUCACAGGAGAGGCCACCCGUAUGGCACCAAAGAUCACGGAUAUCCAGCUGGUGGGCGGGAUCCGCGUGGUCAUGAAACCCUUGGUUGACGUUAUCCCCGGCUUUGGAGCAGUUGUGGUCACAGCCCUGCGCCCGCCCAGCAUUAAGUUCAACCUCGACUUUGGCAAGGCCCUUGGCGGCAGCAUGGCGGGCAGCCCUGUGAAGACCCUCAUCAACGGCUUCCUCAAGGACACUCUGGCCAACAUGUUGGUGUGGCCCCAGAGGAUGGUGGUGCCAAUACUGGACGAGGCAGUCACGGGCCCCCUGGACCACCUGCAGCUGCACAGUGUAGGCCUGCUGCUGGUGACAGUGGUGGAGGCGGAGGGGCUACCCAAGGCGGACACAUUUGGCUCGUCCGACCCACAGGUUGACAUGUUCACAGAGACGCACCGCCACGCGGUCACCACAGUCAAGAAGAACACCCUGAACCCCAAGUGGGGCGAGGAGUUCUACAUGUUGGUCCAGGAGCCUACUUCGCAGAAUCUCAUGGUGCUCGUCAACGACAUUGACGCAGUCAACGUCAGCCUGAAGCUGAACGUGGUGAAGAGUGCAAAGGAGGCUUUAGGGGCCAAGACGCCGCUCGGCAGGGCCGUCGUUCCCCUGAGCGUGGCCACAGAGCGCGAGGGCCGUACCGUGGAGCGCACCUUCGACCUGGGCCCCAAUGACUUCUCGGACACGCACGGCCCCGGCGUGGGCUGCGGGACCAUCACCCUCAAGAUGCUGUACAAGUCCUUCGAGUCGCUGCAGUCGGAGGACUCCUCCAGCGGGGCCGUGAUCGUCACGGUGCUCCGGUGCAGGGACCUGGUGGCCAAAGACAGGGGCGGGACCUCGGACCCAUACGUGAAGGUGAAAAUUGGACGGAAGGAGUUCAAGACGGUGGUGGUGCCCACCAGCUUGAGCCCUGUCUACAACGAGAAGUUCGAAUUCUUCGACCCUCGGCCGGGCCACUGCGUGACGACCGACGACGAACUGAAGGUGAAGGUCUACGACAAGGACACCUUGAGCGACGACUUCAUGGGCCGGCAGGACAUACCCAUCUCCGACAUCGUCGACACGUGCAGGAGCAACGGCGUCUGCAGGAAGUGGUACCCCCUGGAAGACACCAAGAGCGGAGAGGUCGAACUGAAGAUCGAGUUCAUUCCGUUCACGUGA